Molecule: messenger RNA, 5997 nt
Organism: Taeniopygia guttata (zebra finch)
Lineage: Eukaryota; Metazoa; Chordata; Aves; Passeriformes; Estrildidae
Gene: NFRKB
Product: nuclear factor related to kappaB binding protein
Cellular component (GO): Ino80 complex
Molecular function (GO): protease binding
Source: RefSeq, a predicted model, not a curated record
CGACUCGGGGCCGCGCGCAGGCGCAGUUCGGCGGGGCGGGGCGUUCGCGCAGGCGCGGCAGCGCCGCCGCCUUCCGCCUUCGGCUGGGCCGCGUGAGGGCUCAGAGCGGUCCGGUUGUGUCGCGCCGGAGGGGACGGGGCUCCUGGCCCUAUCACACCUUCAACCUGAGGCAAAUCCCACCUUAGACCUGACCUUCGGUUCUGCGCCUUAAAACCGCCUUCAGGACUUAAAUGUAGUCUGUCCUGCUGAUUAGCAGUGUUGAAAACAGUUCCUGCAGAUAUUGCAGGCCAACUCCACAGCUUCCAUUUAAACAACCACCCAUCAAAGGAGCAGUAGGGCUGGAGGAUGGAUUCCCUGGAUCACAUGCUUACAGACCCCCUGGAGCUGGAGGGCAAUUGCACACAGAUCAUGGAGGACUGCAUGCUGGGCACCACACGGAUCAGUCUGCCUGAGGACCUCCUGGAGGAUCCUGAGAUCUUUUUUGAGGUUGUCAGCUUGUCAACGUGGCAGGAGGUCCUGACAGAUGAGCAGCAAGAGCACCUAAAAAAAUUCCUGCCUCACUUCCCUGAGAACAACCAAGAGCAUCAGAACAAGCUCAUCUCAGCACUGUUCAGUGGGGAGAACUUUCGUUUUGGGAACCCACUGCACAUUGCCCAGAAACUCUUCCGGGAUGGACACUUCAAUCCCGAGGUGGUGAAGUACCGGCAGCUCUGUUACAAGUCACAGUACAAGCGCUACCUGAGUGCCCAGCAGCAGUACUUCUACAGGCUGCUCAAGCAGAUCCUCGCUUCCCGCAAUCACUUGCUGGAAUUAGCCAGGAAAGGAGGCCCUGACAUGACCCUAAGGAGAAAGCACUUCCCACCAACAUACGACUCAGAAGAAAGAGACAGACGGACGCAUCGGCGCUACUUGAAGAUCCUGAGGGAAGUGAAAGAGGAGUGUGGGGACACUACCUUGUCUUCUGAUGAAGAAGAUCUAAUCUCUUGGCCUCCAAGUUCUCCAGCACGUUGUUCAAGUCCACCAUUCCCCCUGAGAGUGAUCCCCACGUUGUCAACCUUGGACAUGAAAACUGCAGACAAGAUAGAACUUGGGGAAAGUGAUUUAAAGAUGAUGUUGAAGAAACACCAUGAGAAACGAAAACGUCAGCCUGAUCACCCUGAUCUAGUCACGACAGACCUGACCCUUGAGGACAUCAUGACUCGAGUGAAUGCUGGCAGGAAAGGUUCCUUAGCAACCUUAUUUGACAUCGCAACCCUCAAGAAAAAGGUGAAGGACAAGGAAGAUAAGAAAAAAAAGAAGCCAAAGAUUAUUAAAUCUGAGGUGGAAGAUUUGGCUGACGCUCUUGGCAAUGCAGAUGGACUCCCAUCAAUGUCUCAGGACUUUUCCCCCCUCCCUCUGUCAUCUGUCAAAGAAGAACCUCUUGAAGAUAUGAAACCAUGCCUUGAAAUAAAUGAAAUAUCAUCCAGCUUCUUUUUCCUUCUUUUGGAGAUACUGUUUCUGGAAGGACCUGCUAUUCUCUCUGUGCUUGAAGACAAAGUUCUUGAUUGGCAGUCUUCUCAUGCCAGUGCACUAAAUAACUGGUUCUCCUUUGCCCCUAAUUGGUCUGAAUUGGUUUUACCUGCCUUGCAGUAUUUGGCAGGUGAUAGCAGAGAUGCUCCUUCCAGCUUCUCACCUUUUGUUGAAUUCAAGGAGAAAACUCAGCAGUGGAAAUUGCUUGGAAGUUACCAAGAUCAUGAGAAGGAACUGGCAGCACUGUUUCAUCUCUGGCUGGAGACCAAAGACCAGACUUUUUUCAAAGAAAAUGAAGACAGUUUGGAUGCCAUGCCACUGCCCAGAGUAAGGACUGACUAUGUAGUCCGGCCUAGCACUGGAGAGGAGAAACGGGUGUUUCAAGAGCAAGAGCGUUACCGUUACAGCCAACCCCACAAAGCCUUCACCUUCCGGAUGCAUGGCUUCGAGUCAGUUGUUGGUCCUGUGAAGGGGGUGUUUGACAAGGAAACCUCCUUAAACAAAGCCCGGGAACAUUCUCUCCUGCGCUCAGACAGACCAGCAUAUGUCACCAUUUUAUCCCUUGUUCGUGAUGCUGCUGCUCGCCUUCCUAAUGGGGAGGGAACUCGAGCUGAAAUAUGUGAGCUGCUGAAAGAUUCCCAGUUCCUAGCUCCAGAUGUCACAAGUGCACAGGUUAACACUGUUGUUAGUGGUGCUCUGGACCGAUUGCAUUAUGAGAAAGAUCCCUGUGUGAAAUACGAUAUUGGGCGGAAGUUGUGGAUCUACCUGCACCGGGACAGGAGCGAGGAAGAGUUUGAACGGAUCCAUCAUGCUCAAGCUGCUGCAGCAAAGGCCAAGAAAGCUCUUCAGAAGCCAAAACCUCCAGCUAAAAUGAAGUCAAGUAGCAAGGAGAGUACUGUGAAAGCCCUCCCCACCAGCACAGCAGAACCUAGUCAGCUGAGCCUCAGUGACUCCAGCAUGCCACCGACUCCUGUGACUCCAGUGACACCAACUGCCCCUGCAUUGCCAGCAACACCCAUCUCACCCCCACCGGUGUCUGCAGUCGGCAAGAGUGUAUCUGGUGCUGGGUCAGAGCCAGCAAAACCCAGCCAGAGCGUUCUCCUGGUGUCUUCUCCCACCAUGCCCCAGCUGGGGACAUUGCUGUCCCCAGCUCAGAGCUCACAGGUGCAGCCAGGGCCAGCGCCCACCCCGCGUGUAGUCAGUCACAGCAGCUCUUCAGGCCUGCCACAGGUCCGUGUGGUCACUGCCCAAUCCAGCCUGCCAGCUAUGUCCCAGCAAGCCCCAGUGGUCACCCAGCAGCAGCAGCCCACGUCAGUGCCUCAAAUCCGUAUUCCAGCUACAGCCACACAAACCAAAGUGCUCCCUCAGGCUGUGAUGACUCUGCCCGUAAAAGCUCAAAGUAGCCCUGUGCAGGUGCCGAGAGCAGGAAGCUCCAUGGCCAGCCAGGCAGGUAUCACUGUGACGGGACUGCCUGCAAUGCCCAGCCCUGCUGUGAAGCCAGUGACCAGCUCUCCAGGCAGUUCUGCUGCCAGCACCUCCUCCACCACUAUUAUUCAGAAUGUGGCUGGCCAGAACAUCAUCAAGCAGGUGGCUAUUACAGGACAACUUGGCAUGAAGACCCAGGCUGGAAGUGGCAUCCCACUCACAGCAACCAAUUUUCGGAUCCAAGGGAAGGAUGUGUUGCGCCUGCCCCCAUCCUCCAUCACCACAGACGCAAAGGGACAAACGGUGCUGCGCAUCACUCCAGAUAUGAUGGCCACCCUGGCCAAGUCUCAAGUCACUACUGUCAAACUGACUCAGGACCUCUUCACAGCAGCUGCAGGAAGCAGUGCUGGUGGGAAAGGCAUCUCUGCAACUUUGCAUGUGACAUCCAACCCUGUCCAGACUGCUGAGUCUUCAGCCAAGACAAGCACGGUGUCUCCUGCCUCUGCCAGCUCAGCCGGAGGCACUGUGGUUAAAGUGACUCCUGACUUAAAGACUGCAGAGCCGACAAGUUCUGCUUUCCGCCUGAUGCCUGCCCUGGGCGUGACUGUGGCAGACCAGAAGAGCAAAGCCAUAACCACAGUGGCAUCCACAGAAGCCAAGCCAGCUGCCACGAUCAGAAUUGUGCAGGGGCUGGGGGUAAUACCCCCCAAAGCCGGGCAGACCAUAACUGUAGCCACUCAUGCUAAGCAGGUGCAGUCGUCCUCGGUGGUGAGCAUUGCUGGCACAGGCCACACCUCCUUACCCACCGUGAGUGCCACAGUGUCCAAAGCAGUUGCUGUGGCCUCAGGAGCUGCGGGAACCCCCAUAAACAUUGGCACAGGAGCCACAGCUGUGCGGCAGGUGCCCGUCAGCACCACAGUGGUAUCUACAUCCCAGGCAGGCAAACUUCCAACACGGAUCACAGUACCCCUGUCAGUGAUCAGCCAGCCAGUGAAGGGCAAGAGCGUGGUCACUGCCCCCAUCAUCAAGGGCAACCUCGGUGCCAACAUCAGUGGAUUAGGCAGAAAUAUCAUCCUGACUACAAUGCCAGCAGGGACUAAACUGAUUGCUGGGAACAAGCCUGUGAGUUUUCUGACUGCACAGCAACUACAGCAGCUGCAGCAGCAAGGCCAAGCCACACAGGUGCGAAUUCAAACAGUUCCAGCCUCCCAGCUCCAGCAGGGAACAGUCUCUGGCUCAACUAAAGCAGUGUCCACUGUGGUUGUGACAACAGCUCCAUCUCCAAAGCAGACUCAGGAUCAGCUGUAAACACUGGUUUGAACAUGGAUCACUUUCUAAGAACUUCCCUGAGCCUGUUGUCAUCCUCCAUCCAACCAACCACCUGCGGCUGCCUAACCCCAGCCAUGGCUUGGAAUUGGACUGGGUUCUGCCCUUGCUUCUCUAGGGUCAGCACUGCCAUGUCUGGGUAGAAAUUCCACAGGAAAAAAAAAAAAAAAAAAACCAAAAAAACAAAAACAAAACAAAACCAAACCAAAACAAAAACAUGCUGUACCUGCAAAACAAAAUGUUUCAAUCCAGAUAUGUAAAUCCAGGUUCUGUAGAAUUUAUGAUUUAAGAAAUGUCUUGCUGUUCUUUGUACUUGUUCCAUCCAAAGGACUUUUGGCAAAUACAGUUCCUGUGCAUUUUCAGUUGUAGACAAAGCAGUUAUCUUGGAUCUUCAUUAAGCAGGGAAGGUUGCUUGGAAGGGGUUAUUCAGUGGCUUUUCAAAGUCAUGGAGAAAAUGUCUGCUUUUACUGGAGUCUGGCUGUCACUACUGUUACCUAGUGACUCAGGAUGGUGUCUUUGACACCAGAGUUACUGUAACUCACAUUCGUGUCAGGUUACUGUCAAAGACACGGUGAUAGUCAAAGUGUUUUUUUUCUGAAAUAGAGUGAGUGACCAUGGAGGAGAGGGAAAUGAGAUACAAGUCUGUCAGCAAAUGGGACUGUAUUGGAAAGGAAAAAGUUGAUAUUCAGAAGAAAGAUCCUCUCUUAGCUUUCUUCAACAUAGAAACCUUUUUAUCAGUGGAAACAAACUGUGCCUUGGUUUAAAAGGUUGGAAUAUGUUUUAAAAUACACCCAAACUGUUGUCUCUUGGGUUCUGAAGAAAUACUUCAAGCCAUGACCGUGGCUGUUAGUUUUGGUUUUACUUUUGCAGUUUUAUCUAUGUAAAUAUUUUUGAAUUUUGCACAUACUGGAGAUGAAUUUGUGACUGUUCUGACAUGACCUUGAAACUGAAUGAGAUCAAAAGAUGUGCUGAAUGAGAUCAAAAUAUGUCCAUCAAAAGAUGGAGAAGAAUAAAAGUGUAGAAAGCCUUACAGAUCUCUACCAUAUCCUUUUGGUUCUCUACAGCGUGUUUUGUGUACAUUCAUUGUCCAGCUUGCCAAGGGCUAAUAGCCUGUCCAUCUUCUUGAUGAUAUUGUUCUUUUUAACCUAGUCUUUUUCUGUAGGCUUUUUUUUUUUUUUUAAGAUGUGGUUUGCUCCAAGUUAUAUAUUAUAGAAUAUAAUAUAUUUAAAGAACCCAGUUGUACAGUUCAGGAUUGUUGUGGUUGGAGCUCUGUGUGUGUUACUCUGGCUGGGCUUCAGGCUGGGGUUGUGGAUCUUUCUGUACUGUAUCUAACCCACUUCCCACUUAGAAGGAAAACAGGUAUUUCAGUAGGAAAAGAAGUGACAGGAUAUAAAUACUGAGUUAGCAGGACACAUCAGUUCAGUAUUUGAAAGUAAGUGCUUGAAUUAUGGUUUAUAUGCUUCACAGUUUGGAGUGAUAAAGGUUGUCUGUUCUGCUUUGUCAUGUUUUGUACGUUUUGCACGUUUAUCAAUCAGGAGCCAGCAGAAAGAUUGUGAUUUGGGAGGGAGGUUAGGACAUUCCGAAGUCCUUUUAGUUGUGAAGUUAAAAGACUAAAUUAAGCAGGCAACAAGCAAUUUCCUGCUAUUGCUUAUGUGAAAGAACCUUUAAAUUCAAAACAUAAUCAAGAUAAUCCUGCUAUGUUCUGUUCAUAAUUAAUAAAUUAUUAAUUAACGUACA